Beta vulgaris subsp. vulgaris (sugar beet) is the source of this 1507-nucleotide messenger RNA. RefSeq lists its product as uncharacterized. Lineage: Eukaryota; Viridiplantae; Streptophyta; Magnoliopsida; Caryophyllales; Amaranthaceae. The record is from RefSeq and is a predicted model, not a curated record. Bases 59 to 793 code for a protein of 244 amino acids. The transcript has 9 exons.
GGUAAAAGAAGCGCCAAAUACAAAUCCUGCAGAAAAGCAACGACUGAAGCUGGUAGCAAUGGCGGCAACUGAUUCUCAGAAACAAUUGUUCACUUUGAUUCGCGAUUUCGCUGCUGAGAAAUCUCAUGGAGAGAGAAGAAUCUGCGGUUUGAAGAAGCGCAUUGAGGAGCUUCGAUCAGAGUUAGAUGUUGCAAAUGCAGAACUUGAGAAUGGAAAACGCAUCAAAGAAACUACAGAUCAAGAGCUCAAAGGCUUCGAGGUUGAAUUAUCCAUGAACGAAACUUCAAAGCAAACCCUAGAGACGAGAAUUGCUUCCAUUCAGGAUGAGAUUUCUAGAGUAGGAUCUGAUGUUGACGGUCUUAAGAAUGAAGAAGCAGCUCUUAGAGAUGAAUUUAUCUCUCAAAUGCUCAACUUCAAGACUGAGAUAAGAAAUUUCCAGGACUUAGCUCGUUCCAAUCCGCAACAAAGUAGUUGCAUGAGAGCUUUACCAGGCACAGCAGAUUCAGAAUCAAUUGGUCUUGAGAAGAAGGUUUCCUCCAUAGUUGUUCAGACCGCAGCAGAAGAAGAAGAAUGUAAAAUGGAACAAGAUCUUCAUAAUCAGCUGCAGCAAGAUGUGCGAGACUUUAAGAGGAAACUAGAGCUGAUUGAGGCAAUUAUGAAGGACAUGGAGGAGUUGCAGAACUUAACAAGAUAUCCUUACUGUCUUUGUUACUCUCUACACUCAUGGAAAAUGAAUGUGCCCAUUAUAGUCUUUGACAUGUAUGAAAACUGUCAUAUCCUUCAGUCAGGUUAAAAGUAUAUACCACCUUUCUUCCUAUAACAUAUGCUCCGGUGAUUGACACUUCUGGGCCUAUGGCUAAUUACAGAAAUUUUAAGAUCCAUUCCAAGUUUUCUUAUUCUAGAUCAACCCUAGUUCUAUUUUUAUGUAUAUUUUUCUAUCUUUUUCAUUAUGUCGUUCUGGGCAACAUUCUAUAUUCGUUGGGUAACUAGCGUAUCUUGUCGAUUUUGUGUUGUCAUGCAUUGAAAUGUCUAGAUGUGCAAGAUUUUAAUGGAUUCCACAAAAUAUAUAAAAGCUUCACUUGGCUCAGAUAUUUGUUAAGAAUGUGGUUGCCUGGUACAUCUUUUCCUGAAAGUACAAGCUUAUUCAUUUAGGAACUGAACUAUCAUAUUUGAGUGGACUCUCUGUAAAACCAUCUAUACAUUGUCAUGCUUGUCUUUGACUUGAUAUAAGCAGACUUCUGACUUGGAGAACAAAUGUGCUCUCUUCAGUGAAGAGUUGCAGAGGAAGUGUAUCUGUCCUAAUUGUCAUCUUGACAAUUCAGAAGCCUUGGCAGAACAACUUCAAGCAAUGGAGCAAAAUUGAUUUUCAGUCCCAGGACAUCUAUUUCUGUGGUGAAAAGGGCAGAGACAGGCCUAUGGUCAGAAAAUUUACUUUCUCCACGAAAAUAAGAAAGUUGCUGUAUCCCACUCCCAAACCACAUAAUCCUGUCACACCUGAAAUCACAAC